Molecule: messenger RNA, 1177 nt
Organism: Drosophila hydei
Lineage: Eukaryota; Metazoa; Arthropoda; Insecta; Diptera; Drosophilidae
Product: cilia- and flagella-associated protein 299-like
Exons: 2
Coding region: 159-866 (235 amino acids)
Source: RefSeq, a predicted model, not a curated record
ACUAAACAACAAACACAACAUAAAAACACAAUCAUUAAUACCUAAAACAAAAAAAAAAACUACAACAUAUAGAUACAUACAAAUACAUAAAGAUACAUGGACAAACAUAAAGAUACAUACAGACACAAGUUAUAUUUAAAUAAGUAUUAGGUUAGACAAUGGCUCUCCUCGGCGAUUUCAAUGUGCUGAAAUUCAAUAACUAUGCUGAUUAUCUUCUGUCGUUUACCAAGAUCGAUGAAUAUCGAUAUUUGAACAGUAAAGCUGUAGCCAAUGCGGUGAUUAAGCUCGGGUAUCGCACAAAUACAAUUAUAUAUGAAGAAGAUGAAUUUUAUGAGUUACGCAGGAAUCUACUUAUGUUGCUUAAUCCAAAGCAUGAAACAACAAAUUUGUUCAGUACUUAUCUGAAGAGCACGGAUCCGGCAAUAGUUGCUUUGGCCCAUCGAGAGGCUCCCAAUAUACAGAAGAAGUUAUCGACUAUUAUAUUACUGCAAUUGCGACAGCGCAGCGGUUUCGAUAUAUCGGGCUAUAUCGACUAUGAGGAUAGCUUGAGCGCCUGUGCUCAGCAUAAGCUUGGCGCUAUCAAUUGGAGGGCAAUAUUUGAGGGUCGCUCUAUGCUGCGACCCACUCAGGAUCAUUUAAGUUUCUAUGACUGGCAUAGCGGUAAAAUUUCCUUUAAUAAUAGCAGAAACUAUUGUAUCAUACAUUCAAGUGGCUCGCUGAUGUUCAUGCACAAAGGCGAUCACAAAUUUAUUCCCGUUACGACGGCAGAUAACUUGUACAAAGAUAAUGUGAAACGCACAUACUAUACCUCGCCCAUAUACGGUUGUGUUAUACUGUAUGAUCAUAUUGUACGAAAAGCAACUUAGGCUUAAUUCAAGAGAAAAUCUUCAUUUAUAUGACAUUUUCGCACGAUUUAUAUCUCCAUAAUUUGGAUUGAUUGGAUAUCAAGGAAAUGAGAAGCAACUGAAGUGCACAAGUCGAAACUGUUCGACUAGAGGAUACCCUCACUCUCGCGACUAUGAGACACCCUCACCUCCAGAGCUAAUAUUUCAAUCAUUCUACGAUUCUUUUAUGUACUCGUAGCAGUGCGCUUGGGCUGUCGUAUGGGACUUACUAUAGGACUUGAGAUGUCUCCUUUCCUAAAUCCAAAAUAUACAAAAUUAGGAAAAAACAAUUA